This is a messenger RNA of Vitis vinifera (wine grape), 2783 nucleotides long. RefSeq names its product TORTIFOLIA1-like protein 4. The transcript has 5 exons. The record is from RefSeq and is a predicted model, not a curated record. Gene Ontology annotation, cellular component: microtubule. Lineage: Eukaryota; Viridiplantae; Streptophyta; Magnoliopsida; Vitales; Vitaceae. Gene Ontology annotation, molecular function: microtubule binding. The coding region runs from base 436 to 2373 and encodes 645 amino acids.
AGUACCUAAUUCACUAGUGUUCCAUAGUAAAGAUUGUAGACAGGAAGGAGUAUUUGUGUGGGUUUGGUCCAUUUUGAACCGUUAAUCUCACUUAUUAUUUACUUUUUCCGACUUUUUAACUGUAAAAAUUCCAAAUUUAAUUUAAUGAAAAUGAGUGAAAAGGGAAACUGGGGAAACAACUGCCUUGAUUGAUGUUGCGAAUGAUAAUUCCCCGCGAGCCUCUCUCGGACGUUUAAAUAGUCUGAGGAGCAUUUGCCAACUAACAUGCGGAACCCCGUGGGUUGCUGAUUUGGUCUCCCGGCAAAACCGCCCGAAACACCUUAAAGUUUCGGUGUCGCCACCAUCAAGACGGGUGGCUCAACACCUCUCGUUUCCAGCGACUUGGCCAAUGCCAAAAACUGAGACACCGAACUUGACAACCAUCGCUCUUUGCCCAUGUCUCUCUCAAAGAAAACCGUCUCAACUCGUGAUCUGAAGCACCGAGUCAUCACCUGCCUCAACAAGCUCUCCGACCGGGACACCCUCGCUGUCGGGACGGCCGAGCUCGAAUCCAUCGCUCGGAAUCUCACGCACGAUUCCUUCUCUCCCUUCCUCUCAUGCCUCUAUGGUACCGAUUCCUCCGAGAAAUCGCCUGUAAGGAAGCAAUGCGUUCGUCUCUUAGGUGUGCUCUCGGAGACUCACGGCGACUCUCUCUCUCCUCACCUCUCCAAAAUGCUAUCCAACGUCGUUCGUCGCCUUCGUGACUCCGAUUCCGCCGUCCGAUUGGCCUGCGUUGACGCCGUCGGUGUUAUGUCGUCGCAGAUCACGAAACCACCAUUUUCCGCAUUUUUGAAGCCCUUGACUGAUUCAAUAUUGCUUGAGCAAGAUUAUAAUUUGCAAAUCGGUUCCGCGCUUUGCAUUGCGGCAGCGAUCGAGGCCGCGCCCGAUCCAGAGCCGGAGCAGCUGCUGAAGCUCCUGCCGAGGCUACUGAAGUUAGCAAAGAGCGAGAGCUUCAGAGCGAAGCCGGCAUUGUUGUCGCUCAUCGGUAGCAUUAUUGGUGCCGGUGGGGCGUCCACUCGUGGUGUGUUGAAUAGUCUGGUUCCGUGCUUGGUUGAGUUUUUGAGUAGUGAGGACUGGGCAGCGAGGAAGGCUUCGGCGGAGGCGUUGGCUAGAUUAGCUCUCGUGGAGAGAGAUUUGGCAACCGAGUUCAAGUCCUCGUCUUUGUCUUCUUUGGAGAGUCGGAGAUUUGAUAAGGUCAAGGUGGUCAGGGACACUAUGAAUCGCACCUUGGAUUUGUGGAAGGAGCUUCCAUGUGACUCCAACGGUCUCUUGCCCCUGUCUCCAUCUAAAGCUUCUUCAAAAGAUAAUGGUGCUGGUGGAUGCUUCCCUCCUGCCUCCAAAAUUUCCUGUGAUGUUGGUUUUGAGACUCCUCAGCCAAAGAAAAUAAUCCCCACAAGAUCACCUCCAUCAGAUAAUUCAUUAGUAACCACUGCGAGAAAGAGAAGCCCUUUACAGAGUAGUAAUAAUGGGAAAUCGACUACUGCAAUGUUCCGUAAGCUAGACUGCAAGAAACCCUCUGAUUGGAAAGUUGAAGUUGCUGUUCCCCAUCCAUCCUCUUCAAAAGUGGCUUGUGAAGAUGAUCUUAAAAGGAGGUACUUGGUAGUUUCAGAUUCGGAGGAGAAUGGAAACUGCGGGGAUUCAAGACCAGAAACAAACCGUGUCCUCUUUAGUAAGAUCAGUAAUGAAAAAAUGCAUAAAUUUGGUUGCUUGAGAUCUGGGUCUCGCAUUGUCCCCUUUCAUGAGAAUAAUAAUUCUGAGUCAGCUGUCGUGGAUAGCAAUGCUACUGAAGAAGAAAUCUAUGAAAACCAAAAGGACAUAGAGGAUCUGUCUUUGAUUCGCAAACAGCUUAUCCAGAUUGAGAACCAGCAAUCCAGUAUGUUAAAUCUCCUCCAGAGGUUUAUUGGCAACUCCCAAAGUGGGAUAAACUCUCUGGAGACCCGUGUAAAUGGCCUGGAGAUGGUACUGGAGGAAAUAUCAUUUGAUUUGGCAAUAUCAAGUGGAAGGGUAUCAAACUCUGAUUCUGCAGGGAACACAUGUUGCAAGCUGCCCGGAGCAGAAUUCUUGAGUUCUAAGUUUUGGAAGAGAACAGAAGGCCAUACGACUUCAAGAUUCUCUUCUACUGGCAGCAUCCAAGCAUUAACUACCAUAAAUAAUAUGCCCAAUAAAUAUGCCAGCAAUAUGGUAGAUGAACAAAAGCUUCAGCACCAAAAUUUGGAUGGAUUUGUUGCAAAUCCAUUAGCUGAUAUUCAUGGCACUUCAAGAACUCUAAUUGAUGGGGCAUCUCCAGCUACUCAAACAAUGCCAGUGAACCUUAGCCGCAGAUUAGCUGCAUAGAUAAGAUGGAAGUGAAAUAUGUUCCGAUGACCAGUGUUAUCGAGAGACGGCAGUCAUGGACUCAUGAUCAGCGACACUUGACCACGACAGGAAAAUGAACUGCUUCUGCCUGGUAGAUCAACCCUGCCAUAACUUCCUUCUUCAGUACUUAGAGUAGGAGGGUUAUCCAUUCAAUAAUCCUUGGCUUAGAGGAAGCAAAUCAGUAAUUUAAGUGCAAUACCAGAGCAAGCCAUUCCUUAUUUGAUUUUGUUCUCCUAUUCCCUUUAGAGAAAAAAUUGGGCAUUUGUACAGAGAAAAGUUUUCAGGCAGUUUUUUUAUUUUUCUUGGUAGUCUCUGCUGUAGUCUUUAAUGAAAUUUGAGUUUGUGGGACUUGGAUUUCGAUCCACUGGUUCCAUUCUGCUUCCCGAAAA